Messenger RNA from Amaranthus tricolor (Joseph's coat), 4690 nucleotides. RefSeq lists its product as uncharacterized. Lineage: Eukaryota; Viridiplantae; Streptophyta; Magnoliopsida; Caryophyllales; Amaranthaceae. The record is from RefSeq and is a predicted model, not a curated record. Bases 1383 to 2108 code for a protein of 241 amino acids. The transcript is spliced from 3 exons.
UGUUAAUUUGAGUCAAGUGAGAUUUUGCUUGAUUUGUUUAAUGGUAAUUUUAUUAAUAUUUUUGUUUAAUAAUUUUUUACUAAAUAUAAUUAAAGAUAUUUAAGAUUAAAAUAAUAUAUCGAUAAUUGUGCAGUUAAGUCAAAUGAGGCAUUUGAUUAGAAUAAGAGGACACUCUUAAUUGCUAAGACGAUCAAAUCAAAUUUUAUUGUAUUAUAUUAGAUAAUUAACUUUAUAUAAUUAGCUGUCGAAAUUAAUAUUGUUUGGUAGAAGCUGUGGUGAUAAUAGCAAUAAAAAUAUAUUUUGCCAAGAAAAAUGUAGAGGUAUUUAAAAGUUGUAAUAUUUUAAAAAUACUUAUCUAUACCAUUAAAUGCUAUACUCAAACUUUUAAUUUAUUGAGCAAUGACCUUUUUUAUAAAGUAGUGUCUGGGGUGAAGGUGGCGGUCAAACAUUAUCAUACCUACUUCAAUGAGAGAGCAAAAAACAAUGCGUGCAAUCUCAUUGCAAAAUAUAUUUAAAUUGCGUCAAAUUUAUCCAUAAUGAGAAUUUUUUUUGAAUAUGAACUUUAUUGGAUUUCCCUAUAUCGAUAGUAUAUAUACUAUUUAUAGUUGAAUUAUGUAUGUGAUAGUGUAUAUUGGGUUGUUUAACAGAAAAUUUGAAAUUAAUAAGUGAAAAAACAAAAAAAAUGAACAAAAUAAUCUAAGUUUUAAAAAUAUUUCAAAAGUAAGCGUGAAAAUUUCAAAUCUGUGAUUUGGAACUGUUUGCAGUUAGUAACUGCGAACAGCCAAAUAGUACAAAAUAGCUGUUCGCAGUUACUAACCGCGAACAGCUACUUUGUCUUGUUUGGCUGUUCGCAGUUAGUAACCUGUUGCACAAAAACACGCAUCAGUUUCUUUUUUUCCCAUUUUUCCCCAUUUCUCAAAACCUUACCUUCACUCUCGAUAUUCUCCCUCUAAAACCAUGGAUUCAAUCCAUCAAUUCUUGCAUUUCUCUUUCAAUUUGGCACUUCAAAAUUAGUGUGGAAUACUCUAGCUUGCUCAAAGGUAAACUUGUUUGUGUUUUUUUGGUGUAUAUGUAGUUUUUUAGGGUAAUAAUCACAUUUGCUUAUUUUUUCAAAUGUAGGUUACUAGUUGUUAAAUUAUGACUAUUCUUAAUCAUACAUAAGUAUUGAAUGUAAUUUUUAAUUGUUUUUAUAGCUUUAUGUUGUUUUUUGAAGUAAUGUUGUUGAAUUAGUUGAAUUCAAUGUUGAUAAUAUUAUUAGAAAUGAAGUAAUAUUAUUAGUAAUAACUUUUAGACCAAAAAAGAUUAUAAUCAAAUGAAUAUAAUGUACUUGUAUGGGCAUGAAGUUGAUGUUAAUGUUGAUUUUCUUUGUAUUAAUGUAGAAAAUGACAUCAUUUCGCGUGACUAUAGUAUGUUUUUGGAAUGGUUGUAUUCAAAAAAGUAGUGACAAAGUUCAUUAUGUUGGGGGAAGACGUAAGUUGUUUGCUUGCAAUUUGAACAUGGAUUUGAACGACUUUAAACGUUUUAUAUGUUCGAAGAUUAGAUUGGACCCUACUAGGAGUACCGUAAAUAUAAGCUUUAAAUAUGACAUGAGUGGAGAAUUGCUUGUCUUUCCUGUUGAGGAUGAUGAGGCUAUAGAUGCUAUGUGGGAGCAUUCAAAGUCCACCCAAAUUCCCUCUUUGAAUUUAUACGUAGAAGAAGUACCAUUAGGGAAUGUAGUUGCUUCUAAUCCUACUCCUACCCUUAUGCCUAUAUUAACUCAGGAAACUGUAAAUCCCGUCGUUUCUUCCGCAUCUUGUACUUCUUCUCAACCCCCUACGAAUCAAGUUGCAAUUGAUUCAAUGCUUAACUUAGGAGAAACUGCUGAGAAGGGACCUUGGAAUGAUGGAAAGGAGAGUAAUGAGCUCAUUGACGAUCCUUCUGAGGACGAUGUGGAUGUCGAUGAGAAUGUGCUAGCAAAUGACAUGGCCCUAGGCAACAUUCCUAUAAUCAUUCCUCCUACACCUUAUGCCCUCUGUCCACCUAUAGACGAGUAUGAGGAGGACAACUCAUGGAGGACUUGGCUUGUGAUACCACAUACACCGAAGACAGAGAGUUUCAGAAGGGUAUGAUGUUUGAUAGCAAGGAAUCAUUGUUGGAAGCUAUCAAAGUGUAUCAUAUUCGCAGAAAUGUGGAGUACAGAACAGAGACCUCGAACCAAAUUGUCCUUACCUUGAAGUGCAAGCGGGGUUGUUCGUGGAGACUUAGGGCUUUGAUGCUUAUUUAUCUUCAUGGCGUAUUGUUACCUAUAAGGAUAAGCAUGGUUCUUGUGUAUUGGGUAGUGACACUGUUUCGGCUGGACAUAUUCACCUGACAUCUUCUGUCAUUAACAAUGUCAUUAGAAUUUGUGUUGCUAAAGACCCAUCCAUUAAGGUAUUUGUCGUACGGCAGAUGGUUAAAGAUCGUUUUGGUGUGGAUGUGAAUUAUAAGCGAGCGUGGUGUGUUAAGCAACAAGCCUUGUUGUCCAUUUACGGGACCUGGGAAGGUUCUUACUCACUCCUUCCACGCUUUUUAGAAGCUUUGCAACAUUCCAACCCGGGGUUAGUACUUGAGUGGUAUUUUAAGGAGGACAAUGACACGAGUGUAUAUGUGAGACCUAAUAUUAGGACCUUCCAACGUGUCUUUUGGGCCUUUAAACCUUGCAUUGAAGGCUUCAAUUAUUGUAAACCUCUUAUCGCCAUUGACGGCACAUACUUGUAUGGUAAAUAUCGUCAUACUUUAUUGACUGCCAUUGCCCAAGAUGGUGAUAAGGGAAGCUUUCCAUUGGCCUUUGCCUUGGUAGAGAAGGUGAAUAUAAGUGCAUGGUCGUGGUUUAUGGCUUGUAUUCGUAAGCAUGUCACACAGAGGAUGGGUUUAUGCGUUAUGAUAGACACGCUGGUAUUUUAGCAACCAUGAAAGAGCCGGAGUGGCAACCACCUAAUGCUUAUCAUAGGUUUUGCUUACGCCAUUUGCUUAGCAACUUCAAUCGUGCUAUGGGUAAUGUUCAGUUGAAGAAGUUGUUUGGUAAAACAGCUGAGCAAAGACAACAAGUUAAGGUAAUGAAUGAUUUAAUGGCAAUUGCAACUGCAAAACGAGAGGCAAUUUUCUGGAUUGAUGACGUGGGUGAUAUGUCUAAGUGGUCAUUGUGUUAUGAUGGAGGUCAUAGGUAUGGCGUUACUAACACGAACUUAGCUGAAGUUUUCAAUGAUGUAGGGUUUACGUUUUUUACCUUUGACAACACUUGUUGAAUUUACCUUCUAUCGGGUAAACGACUACUUUGUUCAUAGACGUGAAUGUGCUAGCGCGUGGUUACUUGGAGGACACAACCAAAUACAGCUCUUUUACUUAACUUUACUUGACGACCCGUGGGAGCGCAUUGCCGAGUAUAGCUGGGGCUCUGCAGCCCUUGGAUACCUGUAUAGGAGGCUAUGCGGUGCUGCCCAAAAGAACGUUAACGAGAUUGCGGGGCCAAUAGUCAUAUUACAGCUGUGGGCGUGGGAGCAUAUUCUUAUCGGCUAAUCUUACAGAACCGUUGGUCGUGGUGAAACUGCUCCUCCACUACAACCCCCACCAGAUGUUGCGUACGGUUCAAGGUGGAAUUUUGCACGCCGGACGCGCAAGCACACUGGUACCGGUCUCGGGUUUUACCGAGAUCAGUUAGACCUGCUACGACCCAACCAGGUAAAUAUUUCAGUACUCAUUAACAUUAGUACAAUUUAAUUAAAUUUAUUUUAGUUUUUGUGGACCCAUACCCUGCGGAAGCCUACUCAGCUGUACCCGAACACUCGGGGAUUCAUUCAGGUGCGUGGAGGGCUUUUGUGCCACUCAUAUGCUUCGACAUUGUCGAAGUACAUCUACCAGAGCGCAUACUGCGCCAAUAUGGGUUGGUACAGGGCAUUCCACCGCCUUGUGACACUGAACCCUAGCUGCACUAGAUUUGGCGCAAAAAUCAAGGUGCGGCAAACUGGAUAGACAUCAACUGGCGUCACAUCGCUCGUUGGGAUGGUAAACUGGAGCUGCUGGCACAAGGUGCGCCGAUCGAUGUUCAUGGCGCACCUACUACACCAGACUACAUGUCGUGAUUCCUCUUCAUCACACGCCGAUGGAUGACACCACGUGCUAUCUUCGCAGCAGCACAUUACGCACCUGUUGCGCCUACGAUGACCCAAUUUGCACAAGGUGCGGCAGCAGUGAUGCGGUACAGCCACGAGGAGCCGGUGAGAGAGAUUGCGCAUGGCAUGCUCGUCGGCUCACAGUUCUAGCACUUCAUACCGGAAGUCGCUGCAGAGUCCUCACCGACUACCGCCCAUACGCACGUCUCAUCUCCUGCUUAUGACUAUCAUUUGGAGGAAAUGGACCAUUCAUACCCCGUUGACGUUGCAGGGACCUCGCAGGCUGGGCCAUCACAGUACCAGUCCCCUCCACUGCCAGAGUGACACACGAACGCCUCUUACUAUCGUAGGAAGUGUAGGAGACUAACUCAGUUGGAUAGGGUAGAUGAGGGUCGUGAGCGUUAGCGUUUAACUUUUGUGUAUUUGAAUCGACUAUGUAUAUAUAUAUAUUUUUUUAUUGAGUUGUAUAUUUCAAACAUUUGCAUAUAUUUUGUUGUAUAUAUAUGUUUAAUUACUUUAUCAUAGCCUCCAAGCUUUCACUUACGAAUGAUUGGAGUUUUGGC